UCGCCGUAGCUUGGCUCCACCGCGCUGCUGACUCGACAAAAAGCUGAAAGGCUCCCUUCCCUGGAGACGGAUAUAUAGCAUAUUUGUUGCGCCGCGAGACUCUCUUGGAAGGGGGAUCUGAACGACGUAGACUGAACUUACGGACGGACUCGGCGUGAUGCGGUAACAGUAUCCUUCCGUGUAGAACCGCCGUUCUUCAACCCCACCGCACAGCUCGCAAUGUCGAACGACACAAUCUCCAUCUCUCUCGCCGCUGGCGCCAUUGCUCUCGCCCUAGUGAUCAUCUCAUCUGCUGCGUCUCUACGGCUCAUAGCGCCCCGGUGGCACAGCAGGAAGGAUGGCCAGCUGCAGCGCAUCUACGAGGAUGCCGACGGCGUGGCUACGGCAGAAACGACAGCCGCCUACUCGACCACGGCGCCCAAGAUCGCUAUCGGCCUGUUGACCGUGCUCGGACUAGGCGUCUCCAUGGCUCUCGCUGUGCUCAGCACUCUAGAUCGCAGCGAGGGCUUCUUCCUCGAGAACUGGUUCAACGCGGCUGCAUGGGUGCUUAUUUCCCUCCAGGCUCUCGCCGUAGUCUAUGCAAGAGCCCCAGUGAUGACCCAUGACCUGGGCAUCUACGGCUCCAUCUCUACCUGGUUCCUCCUCGGCGGCCAGUGCACCCAAUCCGUCAUCCUGGCCCAGGUGCGCAGCGACAUUGGGCCCCUCCCCACCUUUAUCCUGCGCGUAGCCCAGCUCAUCCUCACCACCGCCGUCGCCUUCGCCAACCUCACCAUCCCGCGCCGCCCCGGCGUCUUCAUCGACGGCAACCGCCCCAUCGACGCCAUGAACACCAACUCAGCCCUGAGCAAGUACUCCUUCGAGUGGUGCAACGCCGUCCUCCGUUUCGCCGUAAAGAAGGGCACGCUCAACAUGUCCGACCUCCCGCGCCCCAACGCCGACACCCGCUCCGCCGACCUAGCAGCGUCGUGGACCCGCGCCAACUUACCGGGCAGCCUCAUGCUGCGCAUCUUUCUAACGCACAAGUGGGCCUUCGCGGGCCAGUGGGCACUAGCAUUCGUGCAGGCCUUUGGCAACAUCGCGCCGCAGUUCGUGCUGCUGCAGAUUCUGCGCGUGCUCGAGCGCCGUGGCAGCGGUGAGCCCAUCACGUCCGAGGCGUUUGUGUGGGUCGCGGCGCUGGGGGUGAUGACGGUUGCGUCGUCGUGGGUGGAGGGGUGGCUGCUCUGGCUGUCCCAGUCAGAUUUGUCGAUCCCGAUCCGGGCAGAGCUGUCGGCGCUCGUGUUUGAGAAGUCGAUGCGGAGGAAGGAUGUCAAGAGCGUGGCGAAGACGGCGGAGGGGGAGGUGGAUGAGGAGAAUAUCGAGGCCGGGGCCACGAAGGCGGAGAUUAAUGAUGAGGAUAUGGGGCAGAAGUCGAGGCAGGCGAUUGUGAACCUCAUCGGUGUCGAUGCGAAGCGCGUUGCGGACUUUGCGGCGUUCAAUUUCUUCUUCCCUGGCAGCUUCUUCGAGCUGGUCAUCUCGUUCGCGUUCCUCAUCCAGUUGAUUGGGUGGCGCUCCCUGCUCGCCGGGUUGAUGACCAUGGUUAUCAUCCUGCCCGCUAACAUUAUAUUCAGCAAACGCUACAGCGCGGCGCAGGACCGUCUGAUGAAGGCGCGCGACGCCAAGCUGGCCGUUGUCAACGAGGCCCUACAAGGCAUGAAACAGAUCAAGUGGACGGCGACGGAAAACCAGUGGGGAGCCAAGAUCAAGAAGGUUCGUGACCGCGAGCUGCGCGAUCUCUGGUCCUCGCUACUCAACGACGCGGGCCUGAUCCUCUGCUGGAUUGCCGCGCCCAUCAUGCUGUCCGCGGCCUCGCUCGCGACCUACGCAGUUCUAGAGGGUGGCCUAAGCCCAUCCGUCGCCUUCACCAGCAUCGGCGUCUUUAAGCAGCUCGAGCUGACACUCUCUAUCAUCCCUGAACUGACUACUGACCUCAUCGAUGCCAUCGUCUCCGUCACCCGUAUCGAGGAGUACCUCUCCGCGCCCGAGGUCGCCUCUGACCGCAAGGUCUCGGACACGAUCUCCUUCGAGCACGCCUCUGUCGCCUGGCCCUGCGACGACGACACGGACGAGGCGGACAAGUACGUCCUCCGCGAUAUUGACAUCGCCUUCCCCACCGGUGAGCUGAGCAUUAUCUCCGGAAAAACUGGGUCGGGCAAGACGCUCCUCCUCAGCGCCAUCCUUGGUGAAACCGAUCUCCUUGCCGGAAGCGUGCAUGUUCCUCUCUCUCCUCCGCUUUCCUCCCGCCAUGACGCUGCCGCUACGCGCGACAACUGGAUCAUCCCCUCGUCCAUCGCCUAUGUGGCACAAAUCCCAUGGAUCGAGAAUGCAACUGUCAAGGAGAACAUCCUGUUUGGUCUCCCGCUUGAUGAAGAGCGCUACGCCAAGACGAUCGAUGUGUGCGCACUGCGCGCUGACCUAGCUAUCAUGCCUGACGGCGAGGAGACUGAGAUCGGAUCCCAGGGCAUCAAUCUUAGCGGUGGACAGCGGUGGAGGCUGACAUUUGCGCGAGCGCUAUAUUCGCGUGCGGGCAUACUAUUAUUGGAUGACCUGUUCAGUGCGCUGGAUGCGCAUGUGGGCAGGCAUAUUUUCGAGGAGGCGCUGACGGGAGAGUUGGGCGCGGGACGGACGCGCAUCCUGGUUACCCACCAUGUGGCGCUCUGUCGACCCAGGGCGAAGUAUCUGGUUGAGCUUGGGGAGGGGACGGUGGAUCAUGCGGGGUUGGUGGCGGAGUUGGAGCUGGAGGGGGUUAUGGGGGAGAUUGUGAGCCAUAAUGAGACGAGGGAGGAGGUUGAGGCUGAUGAGGCGUCGACGGCUGUGGUGUCCGACUCGUCGGAUGUGGAUACUAGCCGGGAGCUCCUGACAAGAGACGACACAAAGGCAUCGGCGAAGAAGUUUGUGGAGGAGGAGGGCCGCGAGACGGGCGCGAUUAAGAAGGUCAUCUACCUCGGGUACCUGAAGUCGAGCGGCGGUAUGCCAUUUUGGAGCGUGGCAGCAGUUAUCUUUUCUAUCCUCGAGAUCACGACGCUCGGCCGCUCGUGGAUCCUCAAACUCUGGACUGGCAGCGACGAGAAGCACACCGCACACGCGAUGUUCACCUAUGCUUUCCAGGCUCUGGUGGUCAAGGGCGGCAACGAGGAGUUCCACGAUAAUCUGGUGUACUACCUCGCGUUGUACGUGUCGGUGUCGCUGUUAUCGUGCUUCUUGGGCGUCUUUAAGCACUACUAUAUCUUCUUGGGCAGCAUCCGCGCGUCAAAGAAGCUGUUUGAGGAUAUCACAUACACGGUGCUGAGAACGCCGCUGCGCUGGAUCGAUACCGUCCCCAUUGGACGGGUGCUGAAUCGCUUCACGGCUGAUUUUGUCAUCGUCGAUGCGCGACUGGCGUACGAUUUGAGUUUUGGGAUUAUGGAUGUCUUCUCUGUGAUCGGUAUUGUCAUUGCUGGUCUCUUCGUAUCUUCCUACAUCUUCGUCCUCGCUUUCGUCCUCGCCGCCAUCUGCCUGCACUUUGCCAUGCGCUACCUAGCCGGCGCGCGCGAAGUGAAGCGUCUCGAGAGCAACGCCAAGUCCCCCAUUUUCGAGACCUUCAACGCCGCCCUCGCGGGCGUCGCCACGAUCCGCGGCUUUGACAAGGCAGACGUGUACGUCAAGCGCAUGUACGACCUGAUCGACAGCCACUCGACGACUACCUGGCACCUGUGGCUGUUCAACCGCUGGAUGGGACUCCGGAUGGCGUCCGUGGGCGCGCUGUUCUGCGUCGCGGUAUCCACCACCAUCCUGCUCAUCCCAUCCAUCUCCGCCUCCCUCGGCGGCUUUGCGCUCGCUUUCAGCCUCGAGUACUCCGCUGCCAUCAUGUGGGCGCUCCGCCACUACGCAUCCCUCGAGCUGGACUUCAACUCCGCCGAGCGCGUCAUCGAGUACGCCAACCUCCCCACCGAGACAGAGAAGGGCAUCGACCCGCCUGCCGCAUGGCCCUCCUCCGGCCGCCUCGAGGUCUCCGACCUCGUCGUUGGUUAUGCACCCGACCUGCCUGCCAUCCUAAACGGCCUCUCCUUCUCCAUAGCGCCCAACCAGCGCGUAGGCGUCGUGGGCCGCACCGGAGCGGGUAAGUCCUCUCUCACCCUCGCGCUGUUCCGCUUCCUCGACCCGCGCGCCGGCAAGAUCGUCAUCGAUGGGCUCGACAUCUCGACUGUGAAACUACAAGCCCUCCGCAGCCGCCUCGCUAUCAUCCCCCAGGACCCCGUCCUGUUUUCCGGGACCGUGAGGAGUAAUUUAGAUCCCUUCGACGAGUACGAGGAUGCCGAGCUCCGCGAUGCCCUACAGCGCGUGCACCUCGUCUCCGCGCCUACCUCGUGGGCUGACUCGCAUUCCCCGCCCGCCUCCAGCACGGCAACCAGCACCUCGCAAGGCCAGCAAUCCAACACGAACCCCUUCGCCUCCCUAUCCUCCCCCAUCUCGGAAUCCGGCCUCAACCUCUCCCAGGGGCAACGGCAACUCCUCUGCCUCGCGCGCGCGAUCGUGGCGCGUCCCAAGAUCCUGGUCCUGGACGAGGCGACGAGCGCGGUGGACAUGGGCACCGAUGCGCUCAUCCAGCGGAGUAUUAGGGAGGAGUUCCGCGAUACGACGUUGGUGGUUAUUGCGCAUCGGUUGAGUACGAUUGCGGAUUUUGAUCGGAUUUUGGUGAUGGAUAAGGGGGUGGGGGUGGAGUUUGGGGGGCUGAGGGAGUUGAUGGAGAUUGGAGGGGUGUUUGCGGGGUUGGUGAGGGGGAGUGGUGAGGGGAUUAUUAUUGGGGGGGGGGGAAGAAGGAGUGAGUAA
Pseudogymnoascus destructans is the source of this 4845-nucleotide messenger RNA. RefSeq lists its product as uncharacterized. The coding region runs from base 220 to 4845 and encodes 1541 amino acids. The record is from RefSeq and is a predicted model, not a curated record. Gene Ontology annotation, molecular function: ABC-type transporter activity; ATP binding; ATP hydrolysis activity. Gene Ontology annotation, biological process: transmembrane transport. The transcript is spliced from 3 exons. Gene Ontology annotation, cellular component: membrane. NCBI's taxonomy places the organism in Eukaryota, Fungi, Ascomycota, Leotiomycetes, Thelebolales, Thelebolaceae.